AUGAGCGGCAACAAGAAGGAGAUCCCGUCCGAAUACCGCAUCUCGGAGAAGUGGGACAAGUGUCUGGAGAACUUUGCGCUGUACUUCGGUACCGGUCUCGUGGCCGGUGGGCUCACGUCGCUUGUUCUGGCGCGUUCGGGUGCCGGCCGCGGACUGGUGACAGGACUGGGCGCGGGUGCAGGUGCUGGCUCGAGCUGGACGACGUGCCAAAUGGCGUUUGCUGGCAAUGACCACGCGCAGGCCGCUCUGAACAAGACGGACAAGGCGGUGGGGGACUUGAAAGAAAAGCUCUCGGGCUCUGACUGA
Molecule: messenger RNA, 306 nt
Organism: Hyaloperonospora brassicae
Lineage: Eukaryota; Oomycota; Peronosporomycetes; Peronosporales; Peronosporaceae
Source: the annotation of a GenBank genome assembly